CAUCCCCAUUUCCAACAAAAAGGUCUUUUGUUCUUUUCCGACAGGAAUUCACGAGCUAACUGUUUGAUUUUUGACAUUAGAAGAAAGCAAGAGGCACAGAGUCACAGUACUACACUACCCCUAGCUAGCUCACUCAUCAAUUUCACUUCUAAAAGUGCAGACCAGACCAGAAUAAUCCGCAGUGAGAGCAUGCAUUUCAAUCCGACAUUCCGCAGGAUGGACCAACUGCAACAGGCCUUCGUCGUUGUCUUCGUUUUAAUCCUCGGACACUCCGCCGGUCGGGAUCUCCGUCCUUCGGACCACGGUUUGGCCUACCAAGAGGAAUCUUUCCCGCCGACACAAAACGGAGACGACGACUCGCAGAAAAUGCGGUCGUUCUUCGGCGCGGCGGCGACGGUGCAGCUGCCUGAGGCGAAGAAUAUCGCCGAUGCACUGCGGAGCGCUGGCGCCGAGAGAGGGGGAGCACGUGACGCGGGGGGAGAUCACGUGAGGCUAGGGUUGGUGGUGGCCAGUGCGGUUUGCGGAUUAACCGGCGUCCUUUUGCUAGCUGUAUCCGGCGUCGCUUUCCUGAUACGCCGGGGGAAAGCUGAGAUACCGCCGUCCACGUCAGCACCGGCGACGGAGCCAGUUAAGGGUAGUGGUUAGUGUCGGAGAAUUAUUAAUCCCUUAAUUGAUGUCGUAAAAUUAUUGGACUUGCGGUUCUAUUUAUGCAUUUACUAUUUUGCCCCCGGA
This is a messenger RNA of Andrographis paniculata, 732 nucleotides long. RefSeq lists its product as uncharacterized. The record is from RefSeq and is a predicted model, not a curated record. The coding region runs from base 190 to 645 and encodes 151 amino acids. Lineage: Eukaryota; Viridiplantae; Streptophyta; Magnoliopsida; Lamiales; Acanthaceae. The transcript has a single exon.